GAAUUAAAAUCUUGGCUCACCUUAGUCCUUACACAAAGUUAGUGAGGUGAGAGUGUCAAACAAUUGUUGGAACAAUUAUUAUAUUUUUUCAUGUUUGGUUUGUUCGUCAUGCCACGUGUCAGGACUCACAUUCACGUGUCGUUUUAUUGAUUCAUUCAUUGGAUCCAAUCCUAUCAACUCAUCCGUUUUUCUUCUUCAAUAAUUCAUACCUUUGUAAUUUGUUCCUUCUAUAAAGUUUCAACCUUUGUCCUCUCUCUCUCUUAACCCUGAAAAAUAUCUUGCUCACCACCCAUUUUUAUUUUUAUUUUUAAUUUCUCUCACUCAAAAAAAAAAAACCCCCACUAAGAAGAAGAAGAAGAAGAAGAAGAAGAAGAAGAAGCAAGAUCAGAUAUGGGGGAAGCAGUUGUUACCAUUUUUAGUCAAAUUCGUUUAAUUGCUGGGCCCAUCUUGACAUUGCUCUAUCCCUUGUAUGCAUCUAUUGUAGCUAUGGAGAGCAUAACAAAACAUGAUGAUGAACAGUGGCUUGCUUAUUGGAUUAUAUACUCAUUCCUUGCUCUUAUUGAAAUCAUCAUUCAACCAGCUCUAGAGACGGUGUCUAUUUGGUAUGAUGUGAAGCUAGUUUUUGUGGGUUGGUUGGUUCUUCCCCAAUUUAAAGGUGCAGCAGUUUUGUAUAAGAGAUUUGUGAGAGAACAAAUCAAGAAAUAUAAUAGCCAUGGUCAUCAUCACAUUUUUCAGGGAAGGAACAAGUUUCUAGAUUUCUUGCGUUACAAAAGUGAUGAGCAUCAUGACCAUCAUUACUAAUUAAAGAAGGCAAAUUAAAAAAUUGCAUGGCUAGUCUUCUUUUAAUUAUUAGGUUUUUAUAUGGUAUCAACUAUCAACAUAUUGUUGGGUUGUUUUAAAUCUCUUCAACCUUGUACAACUUACUCCUUAUUGCAAGGCUUUUAAAUUUCAGCUGGUUUCUUUUGAAUCAUCCAUAUAUGUAAAAUCAUCCGUACAUACAUAUUCAUAUUAGACUUAUUUUGUUUAA
Molecule: messenger RNA, 1027 nt
Organism: Cannabis sativa
Lineage: Eukaryota; Viridiplantae; Streptophyta; Magnoliopsida; Rosales; Cannabaceae
Product: HVA22-like protein e
Exons: 5
Coding region: 391-801 (136 amino acids)
Source: RefSeq, a predicted model, not a curated record